CAAAUUUCUAAAAGAGGUUUUAUCUUGCAAGAAGCUAAAAAAACUGUCCAAAAACGUUGUGGGCUCUUUAGAGUUUUCAACAGCCCAAUGGCUUCUCCUCAAAUCUGACCCAACCCAAUAUAUAAUCUCCACCGUGUCUUUGCCAUUUGCAACGAUUACUAACAACGGCCCCGCCGAGCUCCUCCGCUUUGAAUCCCACUUCCAGCCGAAUAAUUCGUCGCUAAAAAAGACUUCGCUGCAAAUCUCUCCACAUUUGCUGAUCAUUUCCACGUGUUUAAUUGAUGAUUGCGCGUGGUAUCAGAGCGGUAAUCAUACGAAGCACGUCCCAAUUUCCCCUACGAAAUCUCACCUUUUUUCAUUCAUCCGCCGUUUCAAACCCUAGAUUCUCGAAUUCAUUCGUCGAUGAUGACGAAGGAGGCAGCGCGAUUUACCGACUUGCACUUAAAUUCCAGCGGCCGACGACGGUCAAAGUGCAGCCUAAGUUGCGGAACCAUGUGAGUUUCAUAGGAACAGUGGAUCGGCCUCUCAAAGUUAUCAGGACUACAAGGGCCGACAAUUUUGGGGUUCACACUUCGCUUAAUGUCAAAAACCCCCAAGACUCCGAUCGCACGUUCAAGAUAUUACUGAAGAUGUGGAAGGAGAUGGGGGAAAUGUGUGUGAAAUAUGUGAAGCCUGGUGAUUUUGUUUAUGUUUCAGGGCAUUUAGGAUCUUACUCCAAGGCUGCUGAAGAUAGACAACUCAGAUUGUGUUAUGAGGUAAUUGUAAAGGAGUUGAAUUAUGUUGCACAACCUGGUCAUAGAUCAACCUGCCAAAAUUACAAGGAAUUACAAGCAAAGCAAGAUGUAGGUGAAGCUGGUAUGGAAAGGUAUGAUAGCCAACUUUACCUGUGGCAAGUAUUUUUUUCCAGCCCGUUUGAAUGGUGGGACAAUAGGAAAAGUAAGAAAAAUCCACGGCAGCCAGAUUUUAGGCACAAAGAUACUGGUGAAGCUCUCUGGCUGAAUCCCAAUGAUCCUCCUUGGAUUAAAAAACAACUUGAACUGCUUGAUUCAAAAUUGGCAGAAGGCCUAGGUGAUCAAGUUCGUUCUCAUUAUCGUGUAUCUGAAUGGGUGUAUGAUGAAUAGGGUAAAUCUGCAGGACUUCGAAGAGGAGCAGGUAAGUAACAUUUGGGGUUCACUACAGGGCAGCUGCAAACCUGUAGCAUCAGCGGAAUGCAAAUAAAGAUCUUUGACCUUAGCCAUCAAAUAAAGGAUAGUAACAAAAGAAAACAACUAUGUUAUCAAUAGGGGAUGUAAGGUAAUCGUAGAACUAGAGCUAUGUGGCUAACUGUAAUUCUGAUUCUUUAUAGCACUUUAGAGGUAUUGUUACUUGUUUUCUUUAGUUGAAAUAUUUUAUUGUGGAAUUUAUUACUUAUUAAUCUUACAAUAUAUCAAAACUUUUGUAAGACAGUACAAAAUACAAAUGAAACGUGAAUACACUUUUGUACCAUUCAUUCAUAUUUGAAAAUUUUUAGUUUCUU
Messenger RNA from Durio zibethinus, 1516 nucleotides. Its product is annotated as protein OSB1, mitochondrial-like. The record is from RefSeq and is a predicted model, not a curated record. Gene Ontology annotation, cellular component: mitochondrial nucleoid. Gene Ontology annotation, biological process: positive regulation of helicase activity; mitochondrial DNA replication. NCBI's taxonomy places the organism in Eukaryota, Viridiplantae, Streptophyta, Magnoliopsida, Malvales, Malvaceae. Gene Ontology annotation, molecular function: single-stranded DNA binding.